AAAAUUGUUUUAUUUUCCCGGGAAUCCAAAAGAGGGAAAAAAGGGGGCAGAACUGAAACAAAAUUCCUGUUGCCCAAAACCAGAUCGAUACCCCCCGACAGAUCUCUCCACUGUCCUGGGCUUUUCUCCAGGGAACGAAAAAUUCCCGUCUCGUGUACUUAUCGAGGCAACGGAGUAAUAAGCGAACAUGUCGGGUCUGGUGUUGAAGUUCGAGUUGUAAUUUUUGUGUUGUUGUUGUUGCUCAAAAGGUGAAAUGAAGGCGGGGAGCGCGGCGAAGCUGAUCGUCGAUUCGCUGCUGCAGCGGUUCCUCCCUCUCGCCCGGCGUCGAAUCGAAACCGCUCAAGCCCAGGAUGGACAGUACCUUCGACCAUCUGAUCCUGCCUAUGAACAAGUAUUGGAUUCUUUAGCUAUGGUGGCACGACAUACACCUGUACCUCUUUUGGAAGCUCUUCUCAGAUGGAGAGAAAGUGAAUCUCCAAAGGGUGCAAAUGAUGCAUCUACAUUCCAGAGAAAGCUUGCAGUGGAGUGCAUUUUUUGCUCAGCAUGUAUUCGCUUUGUGGAGUGCUGCCCACAAGAAGGACUAACAGAGAAGCUGUGGGCUGGGCUUGAAAAUUUUGUAUUUGACUGGCUAAUCAACGCUGACAGGGUUGUCAGCCAGGUUGAAUAUCCUUCCUUGGUUGAUCUGCGGGGUCUACUUCUAGACCUAGUUGCACAACUCCUAGGUGCUUUGUCUCGAAUCAGGUUUAGUCCUGUGACUGAGCGCUUUUUCAUGGAACUCAAUACUCGUCGGAUUGAUACUAAUGUUGCCCGAAGUGAAACGCUUAGUAUCAUUAAUGGGAUGCGCUACCUGAAGCUUGGGGUUAAGACUGAGGGUGGACUGAAUGCUUCGGCCUCCUUUGUGGCAAAAGCUAAUCCUCUUAAUCGUGCUCCCCACAAAAGAAAAAGUGAACUCCAUCAUGCCCUAUGCAAUAUGCUUUCAAACAUUCUAGCACCACUUGCAGAUGGUGGAAAGGGCCAAUGGCCUCCUUCUGGAGUAGAACCUGCACUUACGUUCUGGUAUGAAGCCCUUGCACGGAUAAGAGGGCAGCUCAUGCAUUGGAUGGACAAGCAGAGCAAACAUAUAGCUGUCGGUUAUCCUCUGGUGACUCUUCUUCUCUGUCUUGGUGAUCCUAAUGUUUUCCUCAAUAACUUUGGCCCCCACAUGGAGCAACUCUACAAGCAUCUCAGAGACAAGAACCACCGUUUUAUGGCCUUGGACUGUCUACAUAGGGUUUUGAGGUUUUACUUGACUGUUCAUGGGGAUUCCCAGCCGCCAAAUCGCGUGUGGGACUACCUAGACAGUGUGACCUCACAACUCCUAACUAUUCUGAGGAAGGGAAUACUUACCCAGGAUGUUCAGCAUGAUAAAAUCGUUGAGUUUUGUGUGACUAUAGCAGAGCAUAAUCUUGAUUUUGCCAUGAACCACAUGAUAUUGGAAUUGCUGAAGCAAGACAGUCCAAGUGAAGCAAAGGUUAUUGGUCUUCGUGCCUUACUUGCUAUUGUUAUGUCUCCUUCGAGCCAGCAUGUUGGUCUAGAAAUUCUCCAUGGUCAUGAUAUUGGCCACUACAUUCCGAAAGUAAAGGCUGCAAUUGAGGCGAUUCUAAGGUCUUGUAACAGGAUCUAUAGUCAAGCUCUUCUUACUUCUUCAAGGACCACAAUAGAUGCUGUAACAAAAGAAAAGUCACAAGGAUAUCUUUUCCGGUCAGUGCUGAAGUGCAUACCCUAUCUGAUUGAAGAAGUUGGCCGAACUGAUAAAAUCACUGAAAUAAUACCUCAACAUGGCAUAAGUAUUGAUCCUGGUGUUCGUGAGGAAGCAGUACAGGUACUGAAUCGGAUAGUCAGAUACCUUCCGCAUCGCCGUUUUGCAGUUAUGAGAGGAAUGGCCAACUUCAUCCUACGGCUUCCUGAUGAGUUCCCUCUUCUCAUUCAAACAUCAUUGGGACGCCUGUUAGAACUCAUGCGUUUUUGGAGAGCUUGUCUAUCCGAUGAUAUGAUAGAGUAUGAAGCCCAAGAGGCAAAGCGCGUGCGGAGGAGUGAUGGAUUCAAGAAGUCUUCUGUUCAUCACUCCGCAGAAGCAAUUGACUUUCGUGCUUCAGAGAUAGAUGCAGUUGGUCUUAUAUUUCUGAGUUCUGUGGAUAGUCAAAUUAGGCAUACAGCAUUGGAGUUGCUUCGCUGUGUUCGUGCUUUAAGGAAUGAUAUAAGAGAGAUUUCUAUGCAUGAGCGGCCGGACCGUAUGUUGAGAAAUGAAGCUGAACCCAUUUUUAUAAUUGAUGUUUUAGAAGAGAAUGGGGAUGACAUCGUUCAGAGCUGCUAUUGGGAUUCUGGUCGUCCAUUUGAUUUGAGGCGAGAAUUUGAGGCAGUACCACCAGAUGUGACACUUCAGUCCAUUUUAUUUGAAAGCCCUGAUAAGAAUAGAUGGGCUCGAUGUCUCAGUGAACUAGCCAAAUAUGCUGCUGACCUUUGCCCAAGCUCUGUUCAGGAAGCAAAGUUAGAGGUCAUUCAGCGUCUUGCUCAUAUCACACCUGUUGAGUUAGGCGGCAAGGCCCAUCAGUCACAAGAUGCGGAUUAUAAGCUAGACCAGUGGCUUAUGUAUGCAAUUUUUGCAUGCUCAUGUCCACCAGAUAGUAGGGAAACUGGUGGAUUAUCGGCAACCAAAGAUCUUUUCCAUCUCAUUUUUCCCUCACUGAAAUCUGGAUCUGAAGCCCAGUUACAUGCAGCCACCAUGGCUCUUGGCCACUCACAUCUUGAGGUAUGCGAAAUCAUGUUCAGAGAGCUUGCAACUUUCAUUGACGAGGUUUCUCUGGAAACUGACGGAAAACCAAAGUGGAAGAGUCAAAAGGCUCGUCGUGAAGAACUCCGGAUCCACAUUGCUAAUAUAUACCGCACUGUUGCUGAGAAAAUCUGGCCUGGGAUGCUAGGGCGCAAGCCAGUUUUUCGCCUUCAUUGUUUAAAGUUCAUUGAAGAAACAACUAGACAAAUCAUAGCUGCACAGGCUGAGAGCUUUCAAGAAAUGCAACCCCUUCGUUAUGCUCUUGCUUCUGUUCUAAGAUCAUUAGCCCCUGAAUUUGUUGAUUCGAAAUCGGAAAAAUUCGAUCUAAGAACAAGAAAACGACUGUUUGAUAUUCUUCUGUCCUGGUCUGAUGACACUGGUGGUACAUGGAGUCAGGAUGGCAUCAGCGAUUACCGACGUGAAGUUGAACGGUACAAAUCCACUCAGCAUGCUCGGUCAAAAGAUUCUAUAGACAAACUUACAUUUGAUAAAGAGAUGAACGAACAAAUUGAGGCAAUCCAGUGGGCCUCCAUGAAUGCUAUGGCUUCACUGUUGUAUGGGCCUUGCUUUGAUGACAAUGCAAGGAAAAUGAGUGGCCGAGUAAUAUUGUGGAUUAAUAGUUUGUUUAUUGAGCCUGCCUCUAGGGCUCCGUUUGGUUAUUCGCCAGCAGAUCCAAGAACGCCAUCGUACUCCAAAUUUACAGGAGAUGGAGGGCGUGGAGCUACUGGACGUGAGAGGCACAGGGGUGGCCACCUUCGUGUCUCCCUUGCUAAAAUGGCCUUGAAGAAUCUCCUCCUUACAAAUUUGGACCUGUUUCCUGCUUGCAUUGAUCAGUGCUACUACUCUGAUGCUGCCAUAGCCGAUGGCUACUUCAGUGUACUUGCAGAAGUCUACAUGCGUCAAGAGAUUCCCAAAUGUGAGAUUCAGAGAUUAUUAAGUCUGAUUCUCUACAAGGUGGUGGACCCAUCUAGACAAAUUCGUGACGAUGCUCUUCAGAUGCUUGAGACGCUUUCUGUCCGUGAGUGGGCUGAGGACGGUAUUGAAGGCUCAGGGAGUUAUCGGGCUGCUGUUGUUGGAAAUCUCCCCGACUCCUACCAACAAUUCCAGUACAAACUCUCUUGCAAACUUGCUAAAGAUCACCCGGAGCUGAGUCAGCUCCUUUGUGAAGAAAUCAUGCAGAGACAGUUGGACGCAGUUGACAUAAUCGCACAGCAUCAGGUUCUGACUUGUAUGGCUCCUUGGAUUGAGAACCUCAAUUUCUGGAAACUCAAGGAUUCAGGUUGGAGCGAGAGAUUACUAAAAAGCCUUUAUUACGUAACGUGGAGACAUGGUGACCAAUUCCCUGAUGAAAUAGAGAAGCUUUGGAGCACAAUUGCUAGUAAACCUAGAAACAUCAGCCCGGUUCUGGAUUUCUUGAUCACAAAAGGGAUCGAGGAUUGUGAUUCGAAUGCAUCAGCUGAAAUUAGUGGUGCAUUCGCUACAUAUUUCUCAGUUGCUAAAAGGGUGAGUUUAUAUUUAGCUCGAAUUUGUCCGCAACGAACGAUUGAUCACCUGGUUUUUCAACUAUCUCAGCAGAUUGAGGAUAGUGUGGAACCCCUUAGGCCCACGGCAAAUAAAUCCGAUGCUAAUGGAAAUUUCGUGUUGGAAUUCUCUCAGGGGCCCGCAGUGGCCCAAAUCUCGUCGGUUUUGGACAUCCAGCCGCACAUGUCUCCUUUACUCGUCCGCGGAUCUCUUGAUGGCCCACUUAGGAACACUAGUGGGAGCUUGAGCUGGAGAACGGCAGCAGUCGGAGGCCGAAGUGCGUCGGGCCCACUGAGCCCAAUGCCACCUGAGUUGAACAUCGUUCCUGUAAGUACGGGCCGAUCAGGUCAGCUCCUUCCGGCUUUGGUAAACAUGUCGGGCCCGCUAAUGGGAGUAAGAAGCUCAACAGGGAGCUUAAGAAGUCGCCAUGUUUCUCGAGAUAGCGGAGACUACCUUAUAGACACUCCAAACUCGGGGGAAGAUGGGUUGCACCCGGCUGGUGGAGCCCUUGGAGUUAGCGCAAAAGACCUUCAAUCGGCAUUACAGGGGCAUCAACAACACUCUCUCACUCACGCCGAUAUAGCGUUGAUUCUACUCGCAGAAAUUGCUUAUGAAAAUGAUGAGGACUUCCGGCAGCACUUGCCGUUGCUUUUUCACGUAACCUUUGUUUCUAUGGACAGUUCUGAAGAUAUAGUGCUGGAGCAUUGCCAGCAUCUCCUUGUCAACCUUCUCUAUUCGCUCGCAGGCCGCCACCUGGAAUUAUACGAGGUUGAAAAUAAUGACGGAGAGAACAAGCAACAGGUGGUGAGUCUAAUCAAGUACGUCCAGUCAAAGCGAGGGAGCAUGAUGUGGGAGAAUGAGGACCCCACGGUUGUAAGACCUGAGCUCCCUAGUGCGGCACUAUUGUCCGCCCUAGUUCAGAGCAUGGUUGAUGCCAUUUUUUUCCAGGGAGACCUCCGCGAGACUUGGGGUGCAGAGGCGCUUAGGUGGGCCAUGGAGUGCACGUCGCGACACCUGGCAUGCCGGUCCCACCAGAUUUACCGCGCGCUCCGGCCCCAUGUCACCAGUGACGCUUGCGUAUCCCUCCUCCGUUGCCUCCACCGGUGUUUAGGAAAUCCGGUGCCCGCUGUUUUGGGAUUCAUCAUGGAAAUUCUGUUGACUUUGCAAGUGAUGGUGGAAAAUAUGGAGCCCGAAAAAGUAAUCCUCUACCCCCAGCUCUUCUGGGGUUGCGUAGCAAUGAUGCACACCGAUUUUGUUCAUGUUUAUUGCCAGGUACUUGAACUCUUCUCUCGCGUGAUCGACCGUUUGUCGUUUCGUGACAGAACGACAGAAAAUGUCCUCCUCUCUAGCAUGCCAAGAGAUGAGCUUGACACCGGUGUCAGUGACAGUACUGAGUUUCAGCGGUUGGAAUCGAGGAAUGUCAUUGAGCCCUUACCUUCAAAUGGAAAGGUGCCCACUUUUGAAGGAGUUCAACCACUUGUCCUUAAAGGGCUCAUGUCGACCGUUAGUCAUGGCAUGUCCAUUGAGGUUUUGUCACGGAUCACGGUUCACUCUUGUGAUUCGAUAUUCGGUGACGCGGAGACACGAUUAUUGAUGCAUAUCACAGGAUUACUUCCCUGGCUCUGCUUGCAGCUUUCUCAAGAUGCCAGUCUGGUGGGGCCCACUUCGCCACUUCAGCAGCAACACCAGAAGGCCUGCUCCGUUGCAUCCAACCUAUCGAUCUGGUGCCGCGCAAAAUCGCUGGACGAAAUGGCCGCUGUUUUCACAGCUUAUUCCCGCGGUGAAGUCAAGAGUAUAGACAACUUGCUUGCUUGUGUGUCGCCUUUGUUGUGCAAUGCGUGGUUUCCAAAGCACUCGGCUCUUGCUUUUGGGCAUUUGCUGCGACUUCUGGAGAAAGGGCCUGUUGAAUAUCAGCGUGUAAUACUUCUAAUGCUAAAGGCAUUGCUUCAGCACACUCCCAUGGAUGCAGCUCAGAGUCCCCAUAUGUAUGCAAUUGUGUCUCAGCUAGUUGAGAGCACUUUGUGUUGGGAAGCACUUAGUGUGUUGGAAGCACUUUUGCAAAGCUGCGGGUCAUUGACAGGUAGUCAUCCACACGAUCCCAGUUCGUUCGAGAAUAAUGGGCAUGUUGGGACCGAUGAGAAGCUGCUUGUACCUCAAAGCUCGUUUAAGGCUAGGAGUGGACCGUUACAGUUUGCAAUGGGACCUGCGUUUGGAGGAGGUACAAUCCCGGCUGCGCAGGGCGGUGCGAGUGAGUCAGCGAUGUCGGCCAGGGAGACAGCUUUGCAGAAUACACGACUAAUACUUGGGCGGGUCCUUGACGGCUGCGCGCUUGGGAGGAGGAGAGAUUACAGGAAACUGGUGCCUUUUGUGACCACUAUUGGAAAUCCCUAACGUAUAAUUCUCGUAUCUUUCUUUUGGUUUUUACUUAGUUUUUUUUUUUUUUUGUUGGGUGGAAAGCCUGAAGGGUUGGGGUGGUUUGAUCAUAGGUAAUAUAUUGUAGUUAAUUGUUUUAGCUUGUUGUAUAGUGGUUUAGUAUUUGGAACAGUAUGCUCCCCCAACCCACAGAUGGUCAAUAGCUUGUAGCAAUUGUACCAUUUUCUGUAAAUUAUUAAUUCCUUUGGUGUUGUAAAAGUGACUUUUGGGAUUUUUUUAACUGAUAGCAUAAUGUCAUCAAAUCCUUCCUGCUGAAA
This is a messenger RNA of Rhododendron vialii, 7020 nucleotides long. RefSeq lists its product as uncharacterized. Lineage: Eukaryota; Viridiplantae; Streptophyta; Magnoliopsida; Ericales; Ericaceae. The coding region runs from base 254 to 6721 and encodes 2155 amino acids. The record is from RefSeq and is a predicted model, not a curated record. The transcript is spliced from 17 exons. Gene Ontology annotation, biological process: cell morphogenesis. Gene Ontology annotation, cellular component: cell cortex; site of polarized growth.